AUGGGUAACCAAUUGACAGCCUUAGCUCCUGCUCAGAUCCUACCAAUGGAGAGUUACUUUCAUGACUUGCCAGACUUUGGAAAACCAGUCAGUUUGGGUAGCACUCGCUUCAUGAAGGUUGCUCGCUCGAAAUACACUGAUGGGACGGAGGUCGUUGUCAAGAUAUUUCCAAAGAUUGAUUCAUCCGUUCAGCUCCAGAUGUACGAGAAGAGGCUCCAUGAUAUUAAUAUGAGGCUACGUUUCAUUGCUAACGUCUUACCGUAUCAAAACUUUUGGGACUCUGAUAAAGCAGCAUUUCUGGUUAGGCAACAUGUACAGUACAAUCUCUAUGACAGAAUCAGCACCAGACCAUAUUUGAACAACAUUGAAAAGAAAUGGAUCGUCUUUCAAUUGCUAAAAGCACUGGAGGGAUGCCAUGAAAAGAAAGUGUAUCAUGGCGACUUGAAAACUGAGAAUGUUUUGUUAACCGGAUGGGGAUGGGUCUUCUUGACUGAUUUUGCUAGCUUCAAGCCGACAUUGCUACCAGCUGUAAGAAAAGUUGGUCAUGAUAAUCCAGCUGAUUAUACUUUCUUUUUUGACACAUCUCGAAGGAGAAACUGCUACGUAGCUCCAGAAAGGUUUGUACACGCCUCCAGUUACUCCCAGAGUAGUUCAGCCAGUGACUCAUUUCAAAGGAACAAACCACUCACUUAUGAAAUGGACAUAUUCUCACUAGGUUGCGUUACAGCUGAGUUAUUUCUCGACGGACAAUUGAUAUUCAAUUUAAGCGAGUUGCUUGAUUAUUGUCAGAAAGAGUUCUCCCCUGAACCACUCCUUAAGAAAAUAACUGAUAAAUACAUAAAAAAAAUGGUACGUCACAUGAUUCAGUUCAAAGCAUCUGAUAGAAGGAGACCAGAACAAUAUCUAACCAUGUUUAAAGGUCUUGUUUUCCCGGAGUAUUUUUACACUUUCUUACACGAUUAUUUCAAAUCAUUUACGACAGCAACACAACUCACUCCUGACCAAUGCAUUAAAAAACUGUAUGGUGAUAUUGAAGCUAUACUGGCUAACCUGUUUCUAAAUAGUACCAAACAGGACAGGGAAACUGGUUAUGGAGAUGUUCUUGUUAUUGUUCUGUCGGCCAUUACGUCAAAUUUAAGAGUAGCUCAGUUUGCCGGUUCUAAGCUUCAAGCAAUAGAAAUGAUGAGGACAAUAGCUAACUAUGUCAGUGACUGUAGCAUACUGGAGAGAAUAGUACCUUUCCUUCAUCUUCUUAUUAAAGACAAAUGGCCAUCAGUAAGAGCUGAAGCUAUCAGAACUCUCUCGUUUUGUUUGAGUGUAAUAAGGAAAGUACCCAGGAGUGAUUUCAACUUGUUUCCUGAAUACAUACUACCAGUUAUUUUGAUGGUUCCUAAAGACAUUGAUGUUCAAGUGAGAGUUGCAUUAGCUGAAUCAGUUGCUGAAUUGGCUCUUAGUUCACACAGGUUUUUAGAAUUAGCUCAACUCCAGAUGAAUCAGGAGGCAGCUGGGGAUGAACCAUCAGGCGUACAAUAUCAAAUAUAUGGUACUUAUGAUAAUGAGUUGCAUCAGUUACAUGAAACAUUUCAAUCAAUUGUAGUACAUCUACUCAGUGACAAUGAUUCAAAUGUUAAGAGAGCAUUCCUAACCCACAGUGCUGGGAAGUUAUGCACUUUCUUUGGAGCUCAAAAAGGUAAGACUAUCACUUUAAAAUAA
Messenger RNA from Amphimedon queenslandica, 1713 nucleotides. Its product is annotated as phosphoinositide 3-kinase regulatory subunit 4-like. NCBI's taxonomy places the organism in Eukaryota, Metazoa, Porifera, Demospongiae, Haplosclerida, Niphatidae. Bases 1 to 1713 code for a protein of 570 amino acids. Gene Ontology annotation, biological process: autophagy of peroxisome; protein targeting to vacuole; late endosome to vacuole transport. Gene Ontology annotation, cellular component: phosphatidylinositol 3-kinase complex, class III, type II; phosphatidylinositol 3-kinase complex, class III, type I; late endosome. The transcript has 22 exons. Gene Ontology annotation, molecular function: ATP binding; protein serine/threonine kinase activity. The record is from RefSeq and is a predicted model, not a curated record.